AUGAGGAAUCUUCCUCAUGGCCACAUCAUCAUAUGUGUCAGUGGAGACCGUGGCCAAGGGUUGAUACCGCUGCAGCAAGACCAUGAGCUGGACAGUGUUGAUACGGUCUUUAACGAACCGGACCAAGCAGUUAAGAAUGCAGGGGCCUUUAGUCAGGAGGAGGAAUCAGAGUCAGCUUCUUGCCGUCCCCGGUGUCCCUAUAAUGCCGAUUGCAUCAAUGGGACUCAAUGCACCUGUAAGGAUGGAUUUGCUUCUGUGAGUCAGAAGAAAUACUUCAAUGACCCUUUGGAGAUCUGUGAAGAUAUUAAUGAGAAUGCAGCACCCAUUUUUGUCUAUUGUGGCAUAAUUUCUGAUUGCAUGAAUACUGAGGGAAAUUACCACUGCACAUGCAUCUCUGGGUAUGAGCUGCCUUCUGGGAUUAAAACAUUUCUAAUAGCCAGUAUAAAUAACUGCCAAGAUAUUAAUGAGUGUGCUCCACCCAUUUCUAUGAGCUGUGGUUUAAAGGCUGAUUGCGUGAACACUGAGGGAAGUCACCACUGCACAUGCAUCUCUGGGUAUGAGCUGCCUUCUGGGAAUACAACAUUCCCAAAUGUCAGUUUAAAUACAUGCCAAGAAGCCUCCUUUCCAAACUCAGUCCCAACAUCUGGAAAUAAUCCCACGGAGAAGAAUUCUUUGUACCACCUUGAAUCAUUAAUCCACACUAAUGCCUUUUGGACUGCUAAGAACAAGACAACAAUUGGAACUGAAGUCACGAAAUUAUUACUGGACCUAGAACAGGCUGCCCUGAAAUAUGUUGUCCCUUCUCCUAAUGAGGAUAUCCUUAUGGUAGAUAACCAGUCUUUUCUAGCUAUUAAAACACAAGUUAUCAGCAACUGCUCCCUGAAAAAUGACAACUUUAAACUGGAAGCUCAGAAUAACUCAGUGGACAUUUUCUGCAUGGAUAUCAUCGGCUCAGAAAUCCAAGAUUCAAGAACAGUUGCUUUCCUCUCCUAUAUUAAUCUCGGGACCAUUAUAAAUGCAUCCUUUUUUGAUGCAAAAGAUGGGGACAAGAAGAAUGGAAUCUACAUGAACUCCCAAGUAGUCAGCAUUGCUAUAGGACCUCCAAAAUCUGAAUCCUCUCCUCUUUCUGUUCUUCUGAAGUUCCAGCAUAUUAAGAAAAAGAACGCAGAAGAUGCAUCUCUCUGUGUCUACUGGCAAGCAAGGGAGAGAGAGGAGGGCAGUGUCUGGUCCACAAAUGGCUGCAAACUCACUGAGACCAAUGAAACACACACCAGCUGCAACUGCUCCCAUUUGUCUUCUUUUGCUGUCCUGAUGGCUCCCAUUCCACAGGAAGAAGACUCUGUUCUAACCAUGAUCACUUAUGUGGGACUGAGCCUCUCUCUGCUGUGUCUCUUUCUGGCGGCCCUCACCUUCCUCCUCUGCAACACCAUUCAGAAUACCAGCACCUCCCUCCACCUGCAGCUCUCCCUGUGCCUCUUCUUGGCUGAUCUCAUCUUCAUCACAGGAAUUAAACAAACCAAGAACAAGGUCCUGUGUUCCAUCAUUGCAGGCUUAUUACAUUAUUUCUACCUGGCCUCUUUCACCUGGAUGCUGCUGGAAGGCCUGCAUCUAUUUCUCACUGCCCGGAACCUGAUGGUUGUCAAUUACACCAGGAUGACCCAAUCCCUGAGGAAGGUCAUGUAUCCUCUGGGCUAUGGAAUUCCAGCUGUGAUUGUGUCUAUUUCUGCAGGAUCAAGAGCAUCUCUUUAUGGAACGUCUUCCCGCUGCUGGCUCAAUCCAGAGAAGAGAUUUCUCUGGGCUUUCCUUGGUCCAGUCUGUACCAUAUGCUGUGUAAACUUAGUUCUUAUUCUUAUGAUCCUUUGGAUUUUACAAAACAAACUUUCCUCCCUCAGCAAUGAGGUGUCCACUCUUCAGAACACAAGGUUGCUGACAUUUAAAGCCAUGGCUCAGUUGUGCAUAUUGGGCUGCACCUGGUGUCUGGGCAUUCUGCAGAUUGGCUCAGCUACAUGGAUCAUGGCUUAUCUCUUCACUAUCAUCAACAGCCUCCAAGGAGUCUUUAUCUUUCUGGUGUACUGCCUCCUCAACCAUCAGGUUCGGGAACAGUACAAAAAAUGGUUCAUGACAAUCAGGCAAGCAAAAUAUAAAUCUGAAUCUCUCACGCUCUCAAGCAAGUUUGGCACUGGCUCCACCCAGACCCACACAGUAAGAAAAUCCCCCACCCUUUGAAUGUUGUUUUUGUUAUUAAUUCAUUUCAGUUGUGUCUGAUUCUUCAGGACCCUAUU
This is a messenger RNA of Gracilinanus agilis (Agile Gracile Mouse Opossum), 2282 nucleotides long. It is a transcript of the gene ADGRE3, whose product is annotated as adhesion G protein-coupled receptor E3. Gene Ontology annotation, biological process: cell surface receptor signaling pathway; adenylate cyclase-activating G protein-coupled receptor signaling pathway. The transcript has 15 exons. Gene Ontology annotation, molecular function: calcium ion binding; G protein-coupled receptor activity. NCBI's taxonomy places the organism in Eukaryota, Metazoa, Chordata, Mammalia, Didelphimorphia, Didelphidae. Bases 1 to 2226 code for a protein of 741 amino acids. The record is from RefSeq and is a predicted model, not a curated record. Gene Ontology annotation, cellular component: membrane.